CAGCUAGCAACCUUUAAUUGCAUUGCCUUCCAUCUCAAUAAAAAGUUGGCUGGGGUGGUUGCAUCUCCUCAACCCACUCUUCCUCUUAAAUUCCUUCCUUCCUUCUUCUCUCCCAAUUCUCACUCGCAUCCCUCUGUUAAUUAUUUGGGUUUCUUCAUCUCCCACACCAAUUCCCCGGCCCUGGCCAUCGAGAUUUUGAUCUCGCUGCUGUCCGGCCAUCUACUUUCUUCCUCUGUUGCAAAUUAUUCGAUCGCAGCCACCGCGCGCAGAAGAAAGUGCGAAUUAAGAUGAAGCAUCUCAAGCUGGCUUUUCACUACUCGGUCUCUAACUUCCACUAUCUCAUCGGCCUCUCCCUCCUCCCUGCUAUCUCCUCGCGCUACUCGACCUCCGAUUUGUGGUUGAUGUGGGACGGCAUUCUCCGACUCAAUCCGCAGCUCCUUGUGCUCUGCUCCACCCUGCUCGCCCUCUCGACGGCGCUCUGCUUCAUGAAGCGGCCGCGGCCGGUGUACCUCCUCGACUUCGCCUGCGUGAAGCCCGGCGUCGCGUGCCAGUGCCCGCGCGAGCGGUUCAUGAAGCAGUCGGUGGGCGCGGGAGUCUUCACGGAGGAGAACCUCACGUUCCAGAAGAAGAUCCUUGAGCGGUCGGGGCUGGGCCAGGAGACCUACUUCCCGGAGGCACUGUUGGCGUCGUCGCCGAGGCCGUGCAUGGAGGAGGCGAGGAAGGAGGCCGAGAUGGUCAUGUUCGGGGCCAUCGACGAUCUCCUGGCGAAGACGGGGGUGAGGCCGAGGGAGAUUGGGAUCCUGGUGGUCAACUGCAGCCUCUUCAACCCGACGCCGUCGCUCUCGUCCAUGGUUGUUAAUCGGUACAAACUCAGAGGCAACGUCCUCAGCUACAACCUCGGCGGAAUGGGUUGCAGCGCCGGACUCAUCUCCAUAGAUCUCGCCAAGCAAUUGCUCCAAGUGCACCGGAAUAGCUACGCGUUGGUGGUAAGCAUGGAGAACAUCACCCUGAACUGGUACAUGGGCAACAACCGCUCGAUGCUGGUGUCCAACUGCAUCUUCCGGGUGGGCGGCGCCGCCAUCCUGCUCACUAACCGCCGUUCCGACUCCCGCCGCGCCAAGUACCAGCUCAUCCACACCGUGCGCACCAACAAGGGCUCCGACGCGCGCUCCUACGGAUGCGUCUUCCAGGAGGAGGACGGAGCCGGUAUGGUCGGCGUGGCGCUAUCGAAGGACCUCAUGGUGCUGGCGGGGGAGGCGCUGCGGACCAACAUCACCACGCUCGGUCCGCUGGUGCUCCCUAUGUCGGAGCAGCUCAUCUUCUUCGCCUCGCUGGUGCUGCGCAAGGUGUUCAAGAUGAAGCGGAUGCGCCCUUACUUGCCGGACUUCAAGAUGGCCUUCGAGCACUUCUGCAUCCACGCCGGGGGCCGGGCGGUGCUGGACACGAUGGAGAGCAACCUGGAGCUGAGCCGGUGGCACAUGGAGCCGUCGCGGAUGACGCUGUACCGGUUCGGCAACACGUCGAGCAGCUCCCUGUGGUACGAGCUGGCGUACGCGGAGACGAAGGGGAGGAUGAGGAAGGGCGACCGGACGUGGCAGAUCGCGUUCGGGUCCGGGUUCAAGUGCAACAGCGCGGUGUGGCGGGCGCUGAGGACCAUAAACCCGGCCGAGGAGAGGGGCCCGUGGACGGACGAGAUCCAUCGGUUCCCCCUCGAUGUGCCCACGGUGGAAAUGGUCAAGGAUUAAACAUUUCAUGUUCAUCAGUUCAUAUAUAUACACUGGUCAGAUUCAUUGAUUUAAGAGAAAAAAAAAAAAGUAAAAUUGAGUAAAUUAAAGGACAAGAUGUAUGGAUAAUUUCAGUGCAUGCUGAAAACUUCCCCCUCGAUGAGUAAAAUUGAGUAAAUUAAAGGUCA
Messenger RNA from Zingiber officinale, 1912 nucleotides. RefSeq names its product 3-ketoacyl-CoA synthase 2-like. The record is from RefSeq and is a predicted model, not a curated record. Gene Ontology annotation, molecular function: acyltransferase activity, transferring groups other than amino-acyl groups. The coding region runs from base 288 to 1745 and encodes 485 amino acids. Gene Ontology annotation, cellular component: membrane. The transcript has 2 exons. NCBI's taxonomy places the organism in Eukaryota, Viridiplantae, Streptophyta, Magnoliopsida, Zingiberales, Zingiberaceae. Gene Ontology annotation, biological process: fatty acid biosynthetic process.